AUGCGGAAGGCAACUGCCGUCGCACUAUCACCUUCUGUAGCUAACCUAUUGGCAGCUCAGCGUAUGCUCGAUCUCGAGGAACCGCUCGUCAAAUCGAAGAAGUAUCCGUUUUUUAAGACACCUAGGAUCGGUUCACGACGGAUUCGUAAUCGUCUCGUGCAGAAACAGGGGAUAUGUAAUAUAAGUCUCAAGAAUGUACCAAAACAACGGCGAAAAUACUUCAGGUAA
Molecule: messenger RNA, 228 nt
Organism: Cylicostephanus goldi
Lineage: Eukaryota; Metazoa; Nematoda; Chromadorea; Rhabditida; Strongylidae
Source: the annotation of a GenBank genome assembly